Molecule: messenger RNA, 5212 nt
Organism: Tachysurus vachellii
Lineage: Eukaryota; Metazoa; Chordata; Actinopteri; Siluriformes; Bagridae
Gene: actr8
Product: actin related protein 8
Exons: 16
Coding region: 57-1934 (625 amino acids)
Biological process (GO): double-strand break repair; regulation of DNA-templated transcription
Cellular component (GO): Ino80 complex
Source: RefSeq, a predicted model, not a curated record
UCGAAGAAAAAGAAACUCGGUUCACAACAGUGUGUCCGUCAGUAACGUGCUGGAUAAUGACACAAGCAGAGAGAGAGCAGGAAAAUGAAAAAGAUAAAGAUAAAGAGCGAGAAAAGGACAAAGAAAAGGAACAACGAGGAGUCAAAAGACCAAUUGUUCCUCCUGUUAUCACAGAGCCUUUACAAGAGCAAAUCCAAACCAACUUUGUGGUGGUGAUCAGCCCUGGAUCGCAGACGCUUCGUAUCGGCCGAGCUACAGACACCUUGCCUCUUACUCUUCCACAUGUCGUUGCCCGGAGACAUAAACAGACUGGUCAGCCACGCUAUGAGGAUGCCUGGCUAAUACGGGAAGGCUUGAAUAGACCAGAGAGUGGGGAACAGCGGCAAAAUGGUCUCAAGAUGGUUGACCAGGCUAUCUGGUCUAAAAAGAUGUCCAGUGGGGCCAGAAGAACUCCAGUGUCUGCGGAACAAGCUAGAGUAUACAACAGGCAAAUCCGUCCAGCUGUUUUGGAUUCUAACUCGAGGCACAAAUGGACUAAUACCAUCCACCAGCCAGAAUACUUAGUAGGAGAUGAGGCGUUAUAUGUGAACCCCACAGACUGUUAUAACUUACACUGGCCUAUUUGUCGUGGCCAGCUGAAUGUCCACAGUGGACCUGGAGGCUCUCUGACUGCUGUGCUGGCAGACCUGGAAACCAUCUGGUCACAUGGCAUUCAGAAACUUUUAGAUGUUCCUCUCAAAGACCUGAAGUAUUACAGAUGCAUCCUCCUAAUUCCAGACAUAUAUAACAGACAGCAUGUGAAAGAAGUGGUCAAUAUGCUCCUUGUUAAGCUGGGCUUCUCGGCAAUCAUCGUACACCAGGAGUCAGUGUGUGCCGCGUUCGGCAGUGGAAUGAGCAGUGCGUGCGUGGUAGAUGUGGGUGAUCAAAAGACCAGCGUGUGUUGUGUGGAGGAUGGCGUUUCCCACCGAAAUUCCAGGCUUUGUCUUGCAUAUGGAGGCUCAGAUGUGACCCGAUGUUUCUUUUGGCUGAUGCAACGAGCAGGCUUUCCUUACCGAGAGUGCCAGCUAAGCAACCGACUGGACUGCAUGUUGCUGCAGCAACUUAAAGAGUCUUUUUGUCACCUUGACCAGGACAUAUGUGGUUUGCAAGAUCAUGAGUUUCGCACCCGCUUCCCAGAAUCCUCAGUGUUCCUCUAUCAGUUACGGCUCGGAGACGAGAAGCUACAGGCUCCCAUGGCUCUGUUCUACCCUGCUGCAUUUGGAAUUGUAGGACAGAAGAUGACCAGUUUGCAGCAUCGUUCCCAGGGAGAUCCCGAGGAUCCGCAUGACGAACACUACCUAUUAAGUACUCAAAGCAAGCAAGACCAAUCUUCUAAAUCCAUGGAAAGGAAAGGUCUCUCUAAGCCUUCAGGCUUUGAGGGUGAAUCCAGCAGCCAAGCUGGUGACCAAUCAGAGAGAGGAAACCAAGACGUGGAGCUUGGCCAUUCACAGGGAGAUACUCUUCAGAGCGGAGCGGACAAUGAAGAUAUUCCUUCUGUCCUUAUGUCCAGGAAGUCAGCAGUGACCCAGUUUGAAGGCAAAGCUCUUGGACUGGAUAAAGCAAUUCUGCACAGUAUCGACUGCUGUGCAUCGGAUGAAACGAAGAGGAAGAUGUACAGCUCGGUGUUGGUGGUGGGCGGUGGACUUCUGUUUCAUGGUGCCCAAGAAUUCCUUCAGCAUCGUAUUCUCAACAAAAUGCCUCCAUCUUUCCGGCGGAUGGUCGAGAACGUCGAGGUCAUCACACGGCCGAAGGACAUGGACCCUCGGCUCACGGCUUGGAAGGGUGGAGCCGUUUUGGCGUGUCUGGACACCACCCAGGAGUUGUGGAUCCACCAGGGAGAGUGGCAGAGAUUUGGCGCACGCAUGCUCCGUGAAAGAGCAGCUUUUGUUUGGUGAAAUGUGUGUUUGCGUGCGUGUGUGUGUGAGAGAGAGAGAGAGAGAGAGAGAGAGAGAGAGAGAGAGAGAGAGAGAGAGAGAGGGUGGGUGCAUGCAUGUAAAAGAGUUGUGUGCAUGAGAAAGAAUGUGCCUGAAUGUGCAUGAGUGCGUGUGCAUGAGAGAAAGUGUGAGUGUGUGUGUGAGAGAGUGUGUGUGUGUGUGCAUGAGAGAAAGCAUGUGUGAGAGAGAGUGAGUGUGUGCAUGAGAGAAAGAGUGUGUCUGUGUGUGAGAGAGAGUGUGUGUGCAUGAGAGAGAAUGUGUGUGUGAAUGUGCAAAAGAGUGUGUGCAUGAGAGAAAGUGUGUGUGUGUGCGCACACAAGAGAGAGAGGGAGAGUGUGUGUGCGCACACAAGAGAGAGAGGGAGAGUGUGUGUGCGCACACAAGAGAGAGAGGGAGAGUGUGUGUGUGCACACAAUAUAGAGAGGGAGAGUGUGUGUGUUUAUGUGAGAAUGUGUACAUGAGAGAAAGGUGGUGUGUGUAAGAGAGAGUGUAUAAUGCACGCAAUGGACAAAUGUAUUGUUGCUGUAUAUAUUAUUUGCUAAGGUAAAUGCAAAACUCUUUAUAUAUGUGCAGAACUCAUCAUUUUUUCACCAUGGUUUCUAAAAAAAUGCAGAUGCAGUUGUUGAAUUAAAAAAAAGAAAAACAGAUUUUAUAAUCUAUACAAACGCAAAGGUUCCUUACUGUGUGGUAUCCUGUUUUUCUUGAUAUCAAAGAUGUGACCUUCACAUAUGCGUAUCAUCACAUUUUGCUAACCGUCAGUCUCUGAGUAUCUGAUUAACUAAACAUGAACUCCUUAUCUUAUCAAAGACAGGAUAUAACUUGUUACACAAGUUACACAACACUGAUCAAUAGAUACGAAGUUCUGUUAGCUGUUGGGACGAGCUGAUAAAAGAAUGGUUCAACCAAAAUCCUUUGAAAUCGUGUGUAAAAAUAUGACAGAAGGAGUAAAUAAAAGCACAGACGAUCAAAAUCAUAAUAUAGAAUCUAACACCAAGUAUAAAAUGUCAUUUAUACAGUCAUAUUACAUGAUAGGUUUUUUUGUGAAUUCAAAUUGUUUCAAGAAUUUUCUUGAAUGUAUACUCUUAGGAAAAGUAACAGAAAGGUAAGGCAGUUAAACUAGACUUUAUCAUAGUCUACGAUCUAGACUUCGACUCAGUAUCUUCACUCAGCAAUUUCGACUCGUCCAACAUCUGCACGGUAUCUCGGACCUUCCUGGCUCUGUCUUUACAGCCGUAUGACUCAAACCUGCAGCUUGAGAUUGUUCCUUCUUUCCUAGAGGAAAUUUGAUGAAGUUUCUCCAGAUCCCUGGGCAGAGUAAGGGUCUUGCAUCCUCUGAGCUCCACUGGCAUUGUACUUCUGAGCCCACCGUGGUUCAGGUGCACCACCAAGAACUUAUGGUGCUGCUGGGGAUCAUGGGCACAACUGGCAACCAGGGUUAGUGCCAGUGAAAAAAGUUCACAUGCAGACGCUGGGACCGUGUAAUCAGUUACGACGCUUCCCAUGUUGGGUUUUAAGGCGGCUGUGGAAAAGUGUGGAUUUCAGCACACAGCAGCAUGGCUACUGUAAGUAUGGACUGACAUCCCAUCUGUAACCCAUAAAUGGCAACCCAUGGUUCCCACGCUGAAAGCAUGAUAGUCCCAUUAAGGUAUGUAAACAUAUUUCUUUUUCUUUAACUUUAAUUGUCAUGACAAUUUUGUCGAUUGUAGAUUCUGACUUGACCCUGACCAGGAUAAAGUUGGAUGAAUGAAUGAUUGUUUUGCUGAAGAUUUUCAAAUCAACGUUUCUAGUCAGUAAACAUCCCAAUAAUGCCAUCACUUUGUGUUGGCUGCUAUUAUUAUAAAUAAAUAUAAUAUUAUAUACAUUUUAUACUACUUAAAACGUCUACCAUAUUUCUGAUUGAGUUCAUUUAAACUUUACAUUCUGCUCCAGACUUUUCCAUUCUGUUCUAUUUCUGCUGUACUAAAGUGCACAGCAACCUUUAUUUAUUAAUAAUAAUGUGCUAGUACAUCAAAUAUUUUCCCCUUAUUACUGCCCUGUGAUGUAAUUGCCUCAUACCAUUGUUUUGGGUAGAAAGGUCCUGUUUGUUCUGUAAACAUGUUGAAUGAUCCCUCAUCCUUUCAUUAUCACAUCCUGCAAGGGCCAAGGAAACAUUACAACACAUCUGAAGAAGAAUAAAUUAUCUGAAAAAAAGAAUAAAUAAAUAAAAAAACUUACCAGGCACUUGUACUUCUGCCUGCUUUGAGUAUUUGUGUCGCUCUUGAGGUGGUGCAGGGGGAAGAUUAUAGGCAGCUACAUGGUAAGAGCUGCUGGGUUCAAUAUUGACAUCUGUAGCUGUGAAGUUGAACCAAAUCUAAAUAAUACAACGGGAACAUUAGAUAUGAAUAUGUGGCUUAGAGAACCAAAGCAGUUUGAUCCAUUUGGCAGAAGCUUUUAUCCAAAAUGAUUCAAGAAAGCUGAGCCUAAAAACUCAUCGGUGAAUUUAAGUCUUAAUGCCAAAGACUCAUCAGUGAAUAAAAUAUCCACUGUUUUUUUUUUUUGUUUUGUUUUUGAAUGCCUUGACUUUAUAAUUUCAGCCUGUAAACCAGGAAAGAAUCAAUUGUUGAAGAAAUUGGAACUCACAUUCAUUCAUUCAUUCAUUCAUUCAUCUUCUACCGCUUAUCCGAACUACCUCGGGUCACGGGGAGCCUGUGCCUAUCUCAGGCGUCAUCGGGCAUCAAGGCAGGAUACACCCUGGACGGAGUGCCAACCCAUCGCAGGGCACACACACACUCUCAUUCACUCACGCAAUCACACACUACGGACAAUUUUCCAGACAACAAUUUUCCGGACAAUUUGCCAAUCAACCUACCAUGCAUGUCUUUGGACCGGGGAGGAAACCGGAGUACCCGGAGGAAACCCCCGAGGCAGGAGGAGAACAUGCAAACUCCACACACACAAAGCGGAGAGAUCUGAAUCUACAUACUGAAGACCUGCAACAUGUGUAUUUUGAAGAUUACUCUUUUAAAGCAACCAUCAAGAAUGAUAUUAAAGUGUGUUCAUUGGCAUCUUCCUGAUUGAUCCAGAUUUAGACAAAGGACAACUGCUCACAACUUACCUGCGAGAGAUUUGCUCUUUCGUGCUUUGGUGAAUCUUUGACUGUUGAUUAUUUCACCGUUGGUUUGAUUUAUUUGUACAGAAUAUUGCAGCAACUCAUUCUUUUUACACAAUCUGUAAGUCAAAUAAACAUAUCUAUCUAUCUA